Messenger RNA from Dermacentor silvarum, 6639 nucleotides. RefSeq lists its product as uncharacterized. Bases 1253 to 2362 code for a protein of 369 amino acids. The transcript has 5 exons. NCBI's taxonomy places the organism in Eukaryota, Metazoa, Arthropoda, Arachnida, Ixodida, Ixodidae. The record is from RefSeq and is a predicted model, not a curated record.
GAGACACACGGCGCGGUAUUUCAUCGCGGUGCCUUUCAGUUGUGGCUCCGCCCAAAACAGUGUUGCCUGACCAACAAUACAGUCACACACAAAAAAAUAAUUCUCCAUACAUUUGCUUCUGCAAAUUUAUAUAUAAUAAAAGGUUGCGGGAAAACAUAUUAAGUUAAAAUCUGCAUACAUUUAUGCAAACCGACAAGGUACUAUAUGUAGUGCUACAUUAUCGGCUGUAUAUGGAAUAAUCUAGUAUUGAGGUGUUGGUAACAAUUGCAGCAACCCGGGGAAGCAGGGGAAGGCAAGGACUGCGAUAAAGCGUCGGUGUUGCUUCUUGUUGGUUAGGACUUUCUACAAGUACAGAGAUGGUGCUGACUAAGCGCCGGAAAAGACUUUUAUUGCUAAAAAUGAAAGUUCUUAUCAUCCAAAAACGCCUGGAAGAAGAACGCCGGCGCAGAUGGUGGGUCCGACCCUCGUGGAGAACGCGCCACGCCGAGAGCGAGUUUUUCACCACGGUACGUAUCGUGUGAUUUGUUGCCGCGAGUUCAAUGAUGCUAAUUAGACGCACCAGCACCUGUAGACAGCUUAAAAUUCGAUUUGAGCUAUUUCACGCGCGACGAGAUCGCUCAUCGCCGUCGCUCGCCGCUCGAUGCGAUGUUUUGAGCGACUAGCUAACGAAAAGCCGGUGGGCAUCUGUGGCAGUGUUUCGUGUGUUCAGCGCGUCAAAUAUUUUUAACUCGAGAAUCAAAAGCCCAAGAAACUCACCUCUGUCCGGAAUUAAAUGCAUGUUUCAAAAAGUUGGAAAAACAGGACGUGCUAUGUUUAGUAAACUUCACGUGAGGUAGCAAUAGAAGACGACAUGAGUGACAACUUCGAGUCUGCCGUUCGGGCGUCACACGGCGCACUUCUGAUCGCGAGCCCAAUCCGUAUCGAAUUUAUCAUUCGUGAUUGGCUCCUGUGCGCGAGGGAGCUAAUCGCAGUCGAGAAUUUUGAUCCGGAUCGGGCUGAUCGCGGUCAAAAGUGGUCGUCUGACGCCUGUAUGUAAAAGGCCACCGCGCUGCUUUCAUUGGCAAUCGAAUAGAUGACGCGACCGUGAUCCCCAUCGUGUCGCUAGGCUUUUUGCUCGAAUGGGGACUGUACCCACAUAUAUCGCCGACUCAAGUGCAAGUUCAAAUUAUUCGUCAAGUGCUUUCUGCGAUAUUUGUUGGUGUGCUUGAAAAGAAAAUUAAUAGAAGUCUACAUCCUAUUGCAGAUAGAAAAAAUGCGUGAUGGUGACAUCGAGUACUUCAAGAAGUACUAUCGCAUGGUCCCCCAGCAGUUUGAUUUUAUAUUGAGCCUUGUCGGAAGAGACCUGGAUAGGCAAUAUUGCAUCAGAGAGCCAAUUUCUUCUGCAGAACGACUGGCCAUGACGCUCAGGUAUCUGUCUUCUGGAGACCUCAUGCAGGAUAUUGCGCUCUCCUUCCGGGUGGGCAUAUCCACUGCACGCCUGGCUGUCAGAGUCACAUGCAGGGCACUGUGGCACAGGCUUCAGCCAAUAUACAUGCCCAAGCCAGACGUUGCUGCAUGGCUGCGCACUGCGGAAGGAUUCGGCCGCACAUGGCAGUUCCCAAACUGCAUUGGUGCCGUUGAUGGCAAACAUGUCCACAUCAAGCGACCCAAGAACUCCGGCACAAUGUAUUUUAAUUAUAAGGGCACGUACUCCAUCGUUCUCCUUGCCAUAGUCGAUAGUGACUACAAGUUUGUGGUCGUGGACAUUGGCGCCUAUGGCAAGCAGAGCGAUGGCGGAGUCCUCCAGCAGUCGCAGUUUGGGCAGCGCUUGGAGCAAGGCCAGCUGCAACUUCCGAGAAGCUUGGCACUGCCAAACACCAUGCAGCAAGCUCCAUGUGUGUUUGUUGGUGACGAGGCUUUUCAGCUCCGGCCAGACUUCCUGAGACCAUACCCUGGACGAGAGCUUGAGGACAAGAAGCGGAUCUUCAAUUACCGCCUGAGCAGAGCAAGGAGGUGUGCAGAGAACGCCUUCGGAAUCCUCGUGACACGCUGGAGGAUUCUCGAGAGGACAAUGGGCGAAAAUCCCAAGAAUGCCGAAGAGAUUGUUAAAGCCCUUUGUGUGCUGCACAAUUUCCUUAUGCAUAGGAGCGCAGAGGGUGACGAUGCAUACUGCGGCCCUGGAUAUUCGGAUUCCAUCAAUGGCUUUGGGCUCCGACGGUCUGGCCACUGGCGUCAGCAGCUAGUACAGCCACCUUUGCAAGUGGCUCGCACCCAGGCACGCAAUUUUGCCCAAACAGCUCGGCAUGUCAGGGAAAUUUAUGCUGAUUAUUUCAGCAGUACUGCGGGAAGUGUGUCCUGGCAGGAUGCAAUACUGCACCACUGAAGUAGCAUGGAUGCUUUGUUGUUUUCAAGUUUGUUCUGCAUUUUGGUCUGAUUAAUUCAAGCAUGUCUUUUUACAUCUCACUCACACAUAUAAGAUGUACGUUCAUUGUGGUUGGCAGGGAAGUGGCAAGAACUGUUUUCGCAACUGAACAUUCAUAGGUCUUUUCUACGAACCUAAUUGGCAGCUUUACAUUGCGACGUCCUUUAUUUAUUUGUGCAACCUUUUUACAAAGUAAUUUUGCUUUUCUUUUUUUCUGGCGGGUCAUGUGCACGUGGUUUGUAAACGGUCGUCUUAUCAUUCUUUUUUUCUUUUUCUCAAGUGCAUGCGCAUGAUCAGCGCAUGAUCAUAUAAAACUUGAUUACUCAUAUGUCAACGAUUACGAAUCGUCACAUGCAAAUGCACACACUCAUAAAUGAUUUCGCCAACCUGACCGGGCUACUCCAGAUUUCACUCGUGUGGGAUAAAUUAAUGUUUAAUUCUGUAUGCGUUCAAUAACAGUGGAUACCUCAGGAUGGUUUCAAUGACCUCAUAUCUCUGCGAAGAUCGAGGCUUGGGGGAGUCAAGAACUACAUACAUUUGAAGCCACAGGCAUUUUUCUUCAUAUUAUUGUCCAUACAUGUUUUUGUAAUUGCUUGAGGGUUGUGUUCGGUGUGAUACUCUUCACGGUCACAACAGUUUCCAUAAAUCAAAAGAUGACCACCUACGGGUUGCCUCAUGUAAAACGAUCCACAUAUCACUAUUGUGUGACGUCAUCCUCAAUAAAUUCAAGCUUUCAGAGUAUCGAAGGCAAAAUCACGAUCGUGAGCUUGUUGAGCGUCGUCAGUAGCGCAUAUUUCGAAGGGAAGCACAGCAAUAUUGCAAGCACAAUUGGUUUGAACCUGAAGCACAUCACUGCAAGCUUCAAUCCGCCGAAGUGCCUGCCGACACUCAAGCUCCUAAUAAUUUUUUUCUUGAACUUCACUUUUGCAUCACAUUUCUUGGCUUUGAGAUGUGUUCAUGAAGACCGGGUCGUGUGUCGUCUUAGGCUCAGGCCGUUCCGUUUUAUGAAGUUCGUGACCCAUUUCUUGGAUACUUUGAACUCGGUUCGCGGGAUGCACAUAUCCUGCGCGACAGUACGUGCUUUAGCUUCAAUAUCAGCGUAGCAAACACUCAGGCUCUUGCUUAUCUGGUCUUGAACCCAAUCUGGAACCACCUCCUCAACGGCAGGGUAUCGUGCUGACUUGGGUUUGCGAAAGAAACGGCGUGUACCAGUGCACGCUAAGAUAGAGCAUGUCACGUGGUUUAGUUCCCUGCGAAGCGUUGCCAGCCUACACGGUGCUGCCAGCAUUUCUGUGGAACACCCACGGUUCGUCAACAAAGUGUUUGUCGUAUGAAAACAAAACUUUAGGGCUUAUCCCAAGAUAAAUUCCUCUUUUUUAAGCAGUCUGCUUUCGCACCAUGUCUGAUAGCUAUUGCGGAAUUUUACAUGCACGGCGUGAUACUAUCCGCAGCUCGAUUGAAACUACUUUCGACCCUACAGAUAAGUUGACUUUAUGAUUCUGCGUAUAGUCCGACUCCGAUUAUAGGUUGACCACCGAACUUUGGAAGGUCAUUUUAUGAAAAGUUAUGUCGACUUGUAAUUGGCAAUAUAUGGUAAUUUAGUUGUGGAAUCGCGCUGUGAACCAGUGUCCAUAUUUUCCGCGAGGAAUCAAUAUAUUUUUGUAUUCAAGAAUGGAAAUAUAGAUAAUAGUCCUCAACAUAAUGUUUGCACACGGCACACUUAUCUGUGAGCCAUUCUUUCAGCCUAGCAUGUGUUUCCAUAUAUAAAACUCUGCCGUUGUCGCGGUGCGAAAGAAAUAGUGAGUAUCAGCAUUACGUUGCAUCUGGCCGCUCGAGCAGCCGUUGGCAAAGCAGGACCGUAUACAUAACUUCUUCCUGUUAUAAGACGCCGAAACACUUCUGCGUUAAACUUUUAAUCGGAACAACUGCCACACGUCACACGACACCAACAACACGACCGCAGUAGCAACAUACGAACCAGCACCACGGAAAUGAAUCCAGAAGUGACAGAAGACGCGAUUGCAGCGCCACUAGUUCGCAUGACCACCACUGCGGCCACCUCCCGAGCGGAGCUCUGAAACUCGAUUGCAGCGCUACUGCUUCUAGUGUUGGCCCUCGCAUCCAAUAGUGGCCUUUGAAAUUCUCAAGCUCCAUCAUCUUAAAGGGGUUGUAUCGCAACUACACAGUAAACUUGACAGCUGUUGAAAUGUAGUGUUACUUCAAAAGCUUAUGGCGCCACUGACAAAAGUGAAAAUUGUGCAUUCCCAAAAUGUAGCAAACCCUGAAAAUUAUCCUAGAUAUCUAAACAGCAUUUUCAUUAGUGUAUUACAUGUGUUAGUGUCACGUUUCCUUAUUUUGUAUGGACGGUUGGUUUUAUACGAGCACUCUGGCAGCAUUGAGGCUGCAGCAAAUGACAAUCUCGUUCUGUGCCUGAAAAUAAAUUAUUUUUACAAGCCAAAUAGUUUAUUGCUAUUCUUUUUAUCUUAACAGGAUAUUGGGAAUGCAGUCACAUUGUUUUUACAUUUCGCUGGCUUCCUUGUUGCAAUAAAAACCUGGAUCAGAUGUUCCUUUACAUCUAAAAAAUAACACUCUUGAGCCUAAAGUGAAUAUUAGAUUUUUUCUUAAUCAUAUUACUUAAGUGGAAUAUAACAGCAAACAAUAUACUGUUGGCAUACACCCAGCUGCGGUUUACUGCUUUUUGAAAUCUUUGGCUCAAGUUACGUGAAACACCAGGUACAUUUGUGUCACAUUUACUGUAAUGGAUGUCCUUGCUGUAAUCUUCUAUUACUUGAUCUAGUAACCUAUAUGCGUGGAAGGCUUAGGAGUGAGGAUCAACGGCGAAUAUCUCGGCAACCUUUGGUUUGCAGAUGACAUUGUCCUAUUCAGCAACAAUGGAGACAAAUUACAGCAAAUGAUAGAGGACCUUAAUUGAGAAAGUGUAAGAAUUGGGUUGAAGAUGAAUAUGCAGAAGACAGAUAAUGUUCAAUAGCCUGGCAAGGGAACAAGAAUUCAGGAUCGCCAGUCAGUCUCUAGAGUCUGUAAAGGAGUACGUUUGUCUAGGUCAAUUACUCACAGGGGACCCUGAUCAUGAGAAAGAAAUUUACCGAAGAAUAAAAUUGGGUUGGAGUGCAUACGGCAGACAUUGCCAAAUCCUGACUGGGAGCUUGCCACUGUCGUUGAAAAGAAAAGUGUACAGUCAUUGCAUUCUACCGGUGCUAACAUAUGGGGCAGAAACUUGGAGGUUAACAAUGAAGCUCGAGAACAAGUUAAGGACAGCACAAAGAGCGAUGGAACGAAAAAUCUUCGGACUAACGUUAAGAAAAAGGAAGAGAGCGGUGUGGAUCAAAGAACAAACGGGGAUAGCCGAUAUUAUAGUUUACAUUAAGCGGAAGAGAUGGAGCUGGGCAGGCCAUGCAAUGCGUAGGAUGUAUAACCGGUGGACCAUUAGGGUUACGGAAUGGAUACCAAGAGAAGGGAAGUGCAGUCGAGGUCGGCAGAAAACCAGAUUGGGAUGAUGAAGUUAGGAAAUUUGGAAUACGCUAGCGCAAGACAGGGGUAAUUGGAGAUCGCAGGGAGAGGCCUUCGUCCUGCAGUGGACAUAAAAUAUAGGCCGAUGAUCAUGAUGCAUGUUUUCCAUACUGCUAAAUUUCCUAAUGGGAAUUGCAGUAGGAAUGAAUAAAUGGUGCAUUCAGUAUGGUCUGCAUACUGAAGUUGCAAUGAAGCUCUAGUUUUAGUGAUCCGUGUGGACCCAAUGUGUCUAGUACAUGAAAAUUGUAGACAGAACUCCGGCACACAGAAGAGUAUUUUCACACACAUUUAUUUAUUACCUUCAUGUGCAUGCACACUAAUUAGCAUCGUGAUGCCGCAAAAGUGGGCCUACUCCGGGACUCAGCAUGGUUGGGAUUUGUCCCGCUUGGUAAUGCAUAAGCACUUCCAAUAGGUGCACCUUGCACUGGGCCCUGAGCCGAAUUGGAACAUUGUCCAUGUGCUCUGCCAGUGAAAGGAGAAAUUGCUCUGUUCGGUCCAGCUUUUCUUCCCUGAGUUGGGAGUCCACUCUGGCCAUUAAAAUGUCUGUGGCAGAUUUUCUCUUGUGUUGUCUGUUUGUUUGUGUGUUAGUGCGUGUGUUAGUGGAGACUGUUUGAGGUGUUGAUGUUUGAGAGCAAGGAGAAAGGGAAGGCUGUGAAGAUGGAGGGGGGUCGUGGGGUAAAAUACUUGAAAGGGGUGUAGACGAUCGUGUG